AUGGACGACGACCUGCUUUCAAGGCAGGAUUACGCCAGGCUCUUGCAAAUUCUCCGCCAAUCUCACAAUUCAUCUCUGGCAGCAACCCGUAUUCUGAGACUGUACAUGGAUUUGCAAGCUGUGGGAGUGAAUCUGACGCGGAAGAUGUACGAGGUGGUUUUGCAGGCGCAUAUUAUGGUGGGCGCACUGCCAGAGUCGAUACGACUAUAUCAGGAUGUUACUGAUAUGGUGGGACAAGGGACGCUUGAGCACAAAAAGGUUCUCUGGACCGUAGUUGAUGCAUUUGGGGCGAAUCAGAUGAUACCGGACGGGAUCGCCUUUCUGGAUCAACUACCUAUUUUCAGCAGCGAGGACGGAAGCGCGACAUCGUUUUUUGCAGCUCGCCCCAAACCACCAAGGCUCACGGACGUUUCACGGGUAAUGGAGGUCUUUGCGAGAUAUCCUGAGGAAGACAGUGUGCUGGUAUUUUCAAGGAUGGUCACAGGAUUACUGGUCAAGACUCAGGACGUGGAAACAUUGACUCCAUUGUUGCAACGCCUAUUGUUGUCAAGUCAUUUUGGUGAGGCCGCCCGGGUUUUGGACAUGACGCUCGCACACGGCAUGGAACCAAGACUGGAUCAAAUCCGCCUGCAUCUCCUGCAAUCGGCACACGCUUUCACAGACAAGGCGCAUCAUGAGCAUGCCAUUGAUCAAUGGGAUACCAUUACCAUCCAGCGCUCCAGAUCGCAGGACACAUCACCAUUGGACCCGUCCCAGUCAUUGGCAGAGCAACAAGCGCCGCACAGCAUACUUGUCGCGGAAUACUCUAAUCUAUUAAGGUGGCGCAUUUACGAGGGCGAUCUGACUGGAGCGCAGAGUGCUGCAAUACACAUCUCUGCACGCGGAUGGACCCCACAGGGUAUCGAUUUCCACCAACUUUGCAGCUACAUGGUCAACCACAGUCGUUCCUCCCACUACCCCGACUAUCUCGAGGUUCUGUAUACCCUCGGCGGAUCCCUUGUGCCUGAUCUGCACACCUAUCGCCGCCUUGUCUAUGCGGCCUGCCGUCGAUCUGACCUCCAGUCCGCCCUGACCCUCUUCAAGUUGGUUCAAACCCGUCACCCGGACUGGCAAUUGGACUCCACAAUCUACAACGCCAUCAUCUCGACCGCCGCUGCCGCGGGACACAUUCGAGUCGCCGAGAAGACUUUGGCGUGCAUGCUGAAAGAUGGCGUCAAGCCUGACCAUUUCUCGUUCCACGGACUGCUCAACGGAUAUGGGAAUGCAGGAGAUCUCGAGGCUGCAGCCAUGAUUCCGGAACAUAUGCUCAAGCAAAAGCUGAUCCCGACAACUAGAACUUUUAAUCUGGUGAUGAAGGCGUAUCUGGGCUCACGCAUGGAUCUAACGACGACUCGUAAGCUGCUCCGGGUGAUGCAGUCUUCAGGGCAGAUGGUUCCACCGGAUCUGGUCACAUUUAAUCAGCUGCUGGAGGGGUACCGACGUGUUGGGAAUACAGAGUGGUUCGACGCAUAUUUCGACCGGUAUUUUAGGGAUAAGCAGACGCCUUCAGUGUCAGACUCCGCCUGUUGCGAGGAAGAAAAUAUUGUUGGUGAGGGUGACCCGGAUGUGAUGCAGAGCCAGGAUACGAUUGCGAAGGAUGGUAUCACACAGUCGAUCGACAAUGAUUGCAAACAGUCAAUGAAGACAGUGGUACGGCCUGUGAAAUCGGAUGACUGGACUCUUUUCAUUCAGCUCAAGCAUUCUUUGGAACUGCGAAAUGUGGAUCUGCCGACUGUGAAAGAGCUCUGGCAUGCCGUUAAACCAAAGGUGGUGCCAUCUACCGCGAGGCCUCUUAUCCCACAGGAUAGCGUCGAUGUCAACAACACUGACAACGAUAAGGCUGCGCCUAUCCAGCCUUUGUCAUCGCCGUCUAGAUCGGACGAUAGUGUAUUGUCAUCAACGCACGUGCCCUUCCAGAAAAGGCUCGACUCUGUUUGGAUGCCUGCAACAGACCAUGAAUACUUCCGGUUCACGACAUUGACCCUAUUUCGAGCAGCAUUUCGAUCAAGAGGCGACACCACGGGCGUCAAAACGAUGGAUGAUAUCAUAUCGCAAUUGUUUCCAGAGCACCCAUCGAGCUUGAUUUUUCUCAAGAGGAGAGCCAUGAAGAAGUUUCGAGCAUUGACCAAGAAAACCAAGGGCAAAAACGGCAGCAAACACAGCGGACCAUCAUCGAAAUAA
Messenger RNA from Gamsiella multidivaricata, 2220 nucleotides. RefSeq lists its product as uncharacterized. The record is from RefSeq and is a predicted model, not a curated record. The transcript is spliced from 2 exons. Lineage: Eukaryota; Fungi; Mortierellomycota; Mortierellomycetes; Mortierellales; Mortierellaceae. Gene Ontology annotation, molecular function: protein binding. The coding region runs from base 1 to 2220 and encodes 739 amino acids.